Pochonia chlamydosporia 170 is the source of this 2187-nucleotide messenger RNA. RefSeq names its product CCCH zinc finger and SMR domain-containing protein. Gene Ontology annotation, molecular function: RNA binding; metal ion binding. The transcript is spliced from 3 exons. Gene Ontology annotation, biological process: negative regulation of DNA-templated transcription. The record is from RefSeq and is a predicted model, not a curated record. Lineage: Eukaryota; Fungi; Ascomycota; Sordariomycetes; Hypocreales; Clavicipitaceae. Gene Ontology annotation, cellular component: nucleus. Bases 1 to 2187 code for a protein of 728 amino acids.
AUGGUAUCGGACGAACAUUACGAUUUGUGCCUGCCUAUCUUGCAGGACACCACCUUGGAAGAUGAGGACAAGACAGAUAGACUGGAGGAGCUCCUAAAAAAGGAGACCAACCUGACAGGCUCCUCCCUGGACAAUGUUAUUCUCGAUGCAAUGUGGAGGUUUCGAGAAGGGGGAGGCUCGUCAGCUUCUCCUCCGCCUAUACGAUCGUCCAUCUUGCGACGACCGUCUCCAGCGUCAUGGCGUGGUUCUCCGACACCAUUGUCCGGCUCUCCAAGACUUGCCGUGAGCCCCCUUGCUCCUCCGGGCUUCAUUCCUUCGACUUUCCAAAGAGCCAAGUCGUCCACCGCGUCUCCCUUCUCGUCACCCCGAGCAUCCCCACGUCUGGCCCUGGCGACGCCAGUUGUCAUCCCCCACAGUCCGAACCUGAACGCGUACGAAUUCGCGAGCGACUCGACCCCGGCAACCGAGAUUCUGGGAGAUUACCAGUCCGAGAAUGUGGAAUGGUUGGUGAACGACGACACUGCAAGCGUGUCAUCUUCCGUGGGCACAUCUAGCAUCCUGAAUGCCGCCGCCCCCGAGUUUUCGUCCAUGUCGUCACAACAGCUUGAUAUGUCUCCCUACGAUAUGCUACGAUCGAUAUUGGGCCAAACCAGAACGGACGAGGAAAUCGAGGCAGCGCUGGCUUCGCACGGCUACGAUUUGAGUGCCACAAUUGCAUCCAUUAUGGAAAGCCAGAGUCAAGACGGCGGCAUGCCCCCCAACAGCUUGGAUGAACCUAAGAGUGUUUUGAUUGGCAAAUCGAUUUCCUCGGAUGGUCGCCCAGUAACGCCGAACAACCAAUCCAAAGCUGGUGUAAUUUGCAAGUUUUACAUGUCCACGGGCCAGUGCCUACGAGCCGACUGUCGAUUCAGUCACGACUUGAGCAACCACCUUUGCAAAUACUGGAUUAUGGGCAAUUGUCUCGCUGGCGACACUUGCGUAUUUUCUCAUGACCCCUCAAGGUUUAUGAACAAACUAUCUCUGGAUGAGCCUGGGAGUGCAGGGCGAGGGCAGGGUAACAUUUCUCUUCAAGAUUUAAAUACCUUUCCUGCACUGCAGCAAGGAAGUUCAGAGAACUUGAACAAUUUUGGUGGCGCUGGUGCCAGCCUGAUAGCCGCUGGCUUAAAUCCCCCUCAGGGGCCAAGAAACUUCCACGGCUCUGAGAGUCCGCGUCUGCGCUCGAGACCUGGUAGUCGGCACCAGGCCAAGGAUAUGACUUCCCCAGCUCCAGCUAUUGAUGACAACGAGGCUUUCCCAUCUCUCGGCUCCGCGUCGGCGAAACAGGGCAAGAAGCAUCAUGGUAAACGAGGCGGCCAUGGACACCAUAAGGACAUUAUUCCAAGCUCCCUGGCGGAUAUUGUCAAAAUGACCCCUUCGCCCACUCCAGGAUCACCACGACUUGAGUCUAGGAGGCUCGGCAACGGCAACUCUGCUGCCAACAGGCAUGGUGAAAAUAGUGCGGCAGCCCAGGCCAUAACGAGUCCGAAGCACAUCCCGUGGUUAGAGACCGGGGAUAGGGCAAAUAAGGCGUAUCUCAAGGCUCGCCAGGAGGCCAUCAAGCACGGUGGCCUCCGCAAUAAAUUUCUGCAGAGUGCGGCUCAAGCUUGGAAUCGAAAUGAUGCCAGAGCAGCCAAGGCUCUUAGCCUCCGUGGCCAAAGCGAAAACGACCUAAUGCGAAAAGCACAUAGAGAGGCAGCACGGGAACUUUACGAACAUCGCAAUAAAAACAUGAGCAACGCAGCUGAAAUUUACGUAGAUCUCCACGGGCUUCACCCAGAGGAAGCGGUAGAGUACUUAGAGAAGAUCCUCAUGGAUAAUAGCAAAGAAUCGCGGCCCGUGUACGCCAUCACUGGCACGGGGCAUCACAGCAAGAACGGUAAAGACAAGGUUGGCAGGGCGAUCCGCAAUUUCCUCAACGAAUGGCGGUACGCAUAUCGCGAGUUCUCUGUUCCGGGCGAUAGAAACAGCAUGGGUGGCAUUCUUGGCAUUGACGCUCGUAGCUGGGACAAGACCCUUGCGAGGGAAGGGGCAUCGGGGCCGGACGAGAAGGAAGAGGUUGAUAUCCUGAGUCAAGGUGUAGAGAUUGGCGAUGGCAAAGUCCGGCUGUUGGUGAGAGACCCUCCAAAGGGACCUAGUGGUCGGCGGUGA